Molecule: messenger RNA, 1477 nt
Organism: Vitrella brassicaformis
Lineage: Eukaryota; Vitrellaceae
Source: the annotation of a GenBank genome assembly
CGGCGUACCCGGCGUCCUGCUCUCCCGUCCCUUUGCUCAUCUGCUCACUCAUCUUCGCCGACAUCGUCAGACGUCAUGCCCAAGGACCGCGUCAAGGAGCUGGCGAAGCUUGCUGACCCCCUGAAGGAAGGCAAGGCACGCAGGAAGUAUGAGGGAGAGGAGCGAGGCGUGGUCUACAUCGGCCAUUUGCCCUUCGGCCUCUUCGAGCCUCAGCUCAAGAAGUUCCUCUCGCAGUUCGGCAAGAUCACGCGGCUGAAGGUGCCGAGAUCUGUCAAGGUGACAAAGGAGAGCAGCAAAGGAUGCACGAAGGACAUGGUGCAUGCCCUUCACUUUUCGUGCAGACGGGUCGUCCGAAGGGCUAUGCUUUCGUGGAGUUUGAGGUCAAGGAGGUGGCUGAGAUCGUCGCCAAGACAAUGGACCGAUACAUGAUGUUCGACAAGGUCCUAAACGCAAAGCUCGUGCCCGACGACAGAGUCCAUGAAAGUGAGAAAGAGGCAAAAAUGAAUGUGUGACAUACGUUAACUCAUAGCGCAACGGCAGGCAGAGUCUGUCGGUCUCUCAUGAAUGAAUCCCCAGUGAUCCUGACGAAGUCAGAAUGGCGUCGCUGUCGGUGUUGGUUGUUCAGGGAUGUUCGCCAACUGGAAUCGUCGCUUUGUCAAGAUCCCUCGGCAAAAGCUCGAGAUGGAACGACACAACAAGAGCAGUAAGCAAGGGGGGCGGCCGAGCCGGCAUUCUAAACCUUCGCACUGUGAUCUCCCUUUUGUAUCCUGUGUCCAUGCGUUUGCAUGACAUAAUCAGCGGAGGUUCCCAGUGAGAGCUGCCUGCUCAGACGUCUCAAGGCAGCCAAGAAUAAAGCCCAGCAGCUCAAGCAGCUUGGCAUCCAAUACGACAUUGAUCAAUUUGUGCCGGUCAGUCUGCCUGCAACCACACAGCGAUGACAGUGGUGUCCAUGUACGCAUUUCUGUGCCCGCUGAUUUCUUCAGGACGAGUCGACUGCUGCCGAGGCAGCCCAAGAGCUGUUCGAGCGCGCCAAGGUCAAGAAAGAGAACAGGAAGGAAGCGCAGAGAGCACUCAUGGCGGAGAAGCGGUCCCAGCAGAGGCAGCGAAGCAAGGAGAACAAGAGAAAGAGGCAGAGCGAAGCAGCUGCGGUCAUUGAUGUCGACGAGGCUCCUGAGGCACUGACCAAGCCCAAGAAGGAGUCAACCAGCAACGUCAAGAAAGAGGCAACGGCAGACGGGCACGCGGAACGCAAGAAGAAGGUCAGUCGGAAGACCGCCUCGGAUGCAGCUGACAGUACUGUCGGCAAGAAGCGAAAGGCGUCAGGUGACGCGACGAGAGAGGCAGACGCGGCAAAGGCAAGCAAGAAGGGAAAGGGGUUGGCUGACAAGGCGGCACAGAAAGUGGAGAGGAAGAAGGGAAACUCUAGUAGGGGUUAGUGAGCGCCUGACAUGACAGGUGCACAGACAAACGACUGAAG